Messenger RNA from Myxocyprinus asiaticus (Chinese sucker), 2055 nucleotides. It is a transcript of the gene pcolcea, whose product is annotated as procollagen C-endopeptidase enhancer a. Bases 76 to 1545 code for a protein of 489 amino acids. The record is from RefSeq and is a predicted model, not a curated record. Lineage: Eukaryota; Metazoa; Chordata; Actinopteri; Cypriniformes; Catostomidae. The transcript is spliced from 9 exons. Gene Ontology annotation, molecular function: protein binding.
CUAUCCCUCCUUCCCUCACUUCAUGUCAUAUGUCCUUUGGGGCGCGACUGUGCAUGGAUCUCAGUGCCGGAAAAUAUGCAGUGCGUGACUGGUGUGUGGAGUUUGGGGCUGCUGCUGUGUCUGAGUUUUGGAGGAGCAUUGUGCCAGACAAACAAUUACACCAGGCCUGUGUUUAACUGUGGGGGUGUUCUGGUUGGAGACUCUGGCUUUGUGGGUAGUGAAGGAUUUCCAUCGUUCUACAAACCAAACAGCAAAUGUACCUGGUACAUCACAGUUCCAGAGGGUAAUGUGGUCAUGCUCACCUUCAGGAUUUUUGACCUGGAGGCUGAUCCCCUCUGCCGCUACGACUAUCUGGAUGUGUAUAACGGGCACUCUAACAUGGUGCAGAAGCUUGGGCGGUUCUGCGGAACAUUUCGGCCCGGGGCUCUCAUUUCCACGUCCAACACCAUAAUGAUAGAAAUGGUAUCAGAUUCAGGAACAGGAGGAAGAGGGUUCCUGGCCUACUUCAAUGGAGAAAAGCCACAUGUGGAUGAGCACCAGUUCUGUGGGGGAAAGCUCACAAAGUCUCAGGGCACAAUCAAAACUCCCAACUGGCCUGAGAAAAAUUACCCGCCUGGCAUAAGUUGUUCUUGGUUUAUCACAGUGGAGCCAGAAAUGGUGAUUGAGGUGAAGUUUGAUAAGUUUGAUUUGGAGUCUGACACCUACUGUCGCUUCGACUAUGUAGCAUUAUUUAAUGGAGGAGAGAAAGACGACUCACGGCACAUCGGAAAAUACUGCGGAGACACUGCUCCCCAAAACAUUGUUACCAAUAGUAAUGUGCUAUUGGUGCAGUUUGUGUCUGACCUUAGUGUUACUUCAGACGGAUUUAUGGCCACAUACAAUAGUGUUCCGCGUGGCCAGCGCAAUCCAACUGUAGGAGGCGAUGUCACGUCAGGAACUAGAAUGCCAUCUGCACCCAAAAAGCCCCAUUUCACCCUAGUUAAACCAAUGAGACCUGUUGCCUUGACAACAGAAGCACCAACUACAACCACAACUACAACCACAACUACAACCACAACUAAAGAUGUACCUGAGCAGCCAAAGCCACGACCCAAACCUGUAAAACCCAGUAAACCUGUGAGACCUCCAGUCCGUAAACCAGCACCCAAUGGGCCCAAACCAGCUACAGAAGUAAACCCACUGUGUGCGAAGGCAUGUAAAAGAGAUGGAACCAUCAAGACCAGCUUCUGUGCUAGUGAGUUUGUGAUCACUGGUAUGCUGACAUCAUUGACCCCUGGACCUAAAGGAAGCCUGCAAGCUACAGUGUCCUUAAUUAAAGCAUACAAGACUGGUAGCCUUACAAUCACCCAAGCUGGAGAAACCAUGUCUGUCAAACUUGUGAUACCCUGCAAAAAUUGCCCAUUGCUGCGCAGAGGUCAAAACUACAUCCUGAUGGGUCAGGUGGAUGAGGAAGGACGUGGCACUCUCAAUCCUGGUAGUUUUACGGCCUUGUACAAAGCCCCACAUCACAAGAUGCUGACCUUCAUCAACAACAAGCCAUGCUGAUCACUCAGAUCUGUGUUAGCACCGGCAAGAGCCAAGCAACUAAUGGCCACUAGAUGAAAGCUAUUCCCAAAAACUGUGGCCAAAAGUGUCAAACCAGCCUGGGUAUUACAGUAAGCGAUGUGUUUUUUGGCAUUGUAAAAUAAUGCUCAGGAAUUUACAUUCUCACGCUAUAUUUUGGGCUGCUUUGAUUCAACUAUGGAGCAUUUUAUACUUAUCAGUGCAGAACUGAAUUUUAUAAAGUUAUAAAGUGACUGUUUCAUAUAAGCCAAUUUUUCCACAUAGAUGUCAGAAAAUAUAUUUGUAAUUUAUGAUGAUGUCUUCUAAUACAGGAUUUAUAUAACACAACAUAUGCAUUGCACUUUAGACUUUGUUGUUUAAUUGGGAUGGGUUUUCUUCCUUUUGCUGAAAGUUUGGCCCAGAAUACUGUACUCCAAUGACACUGAUUUUAAACAUGAAAGCAUACUAAACUGGUGAUGUGUUAAAAAUAAAACUUCUCUCACUUAACUAUAA